GUGAUGUCACCGAUACAGUAGCUCAGGGCUUGUGUGAGUUAGCGCGAGUUAAAGCGACUUUAUUGAUUAAAGUUAAUUUAUUAAAGUGAUUUUAUCCAUCACAGAUCAUUUAUUAAAGCGUUAUUUACAGUUCAGAAGUGACGCGGUGUCAUUAGAAGCACCGGCGCGCGUUCACGACGCCUUUCGUCAAGAUUCAGAUCUAAAACAUGGUCUGAUUAUUGUGUCACUCAUUUCUGGAUGGACUUAAAAUCAGCCGAAUGCUAAUUUAUCACAAGGACGUUCAGCGAAUGUGAAAUGACUCGCAUCUGACAGCCGUUUGUCUCUCACUCGUCACUGAAAGACUAAAAACAGAAAGACAUCAUGUCUCUGCCUGAGGAAGCAGGGGAUCGUGGGAAAGAGCGAGAGCGUGGAGCCCGUCCGAAAGUGCGUCAGAGCCGUUCUGAAGAGAGAAGAGACGGAGGGAGGAGAAAGCCCGGGAGAGGGAAGAAGAAAAGCCACCCGUCGCACGACCUGACCUCUGCGCGGCCUGUGAGCGACGGCUUCGAGUACGGCGAUCUGCUGAACGAGUCCAGCGAGGGUGGCUCGUCCUCUCCGGUGAGGGAGCAUAGGAGACGGCAGGUCCUAGGAUCAUCUGGAUCCCUGCUAUCUGAAAGGGUUUCCGCCAAACUAUCGCUCGGUUCGCCUGACCUCAGCAGCGACUCGGACAGCAAGUCGUCCGGAAGUAGCCGAACGCUUCGGCAGAAGAUCCAGGACGCGGUGGGCCAGUGUUUCCCCAUCAAGACCCACAGCCAAGGCCUGUCGCACUCGCCCUCCUCCUCGCGCCGCAAGAUCCACAUCAGCGAGCUCAUGCUGGACAGCUGCCCGUUCCCUGCUGGCUCCGAUCUGGCUCAGAAGUGGUACCUCAUUAAGCAGCACACGGCUCCCAUUUCUCAAGCGCCCGUCCUGGAUUCCGUCGCUCCUGUUGCGCUUGUGACGCCUGUGGAGGACGAGGAGGACCGCUUACGUGAGAGGCGAAGGAUAAGCAUCGAGCAGGGAGUCGAGCCACCUCCCAACGCCCAGAUCCACACAUUUGAGGUGACAGCCCAAAUCAACCCUCUGUACAAACUGGGACCCAAGCUAGCUCAUGGGAUGAACGAGUUAGCCGGAGACGAGCGUGCAACGCUGCACCAGCUUCUCCUUCAGAGUUGUUUGGACACCUUGGAUGAGGUUGCAGCGUCAACCGCGGCGUCUGAUUUCGACUUGGACGCCGGCGCUGCCGCGUCUCCAUCCUCCCAAGUCCAAAUGGACAGUCCCAAAUCGCAAGACAUACAGCAUCGAAUUCACACUCAGAUCGACUACAUCCACUGCCUAGUGCCCGACCUGCUGCAGAUCAUCAACCUGCCCUGCUACUGGGGCGUUAUGGACCGCUACCAAGCAGAGACGCUUCUGGAAGGCAAACCCGAAGGCACGUUCCUGCUGCGUGACUCAGCGCAGGAAGACUACCUCUUCUCCGUCAGCUUCCGACGCUAUGGCCGCUCGCUGCACGCUCGCAUCGAGCAGUGGAACCACAAUUUCAGCUUCGACGUGCACGACCCAAGCGUUUUCCACGCGCCCACCGUCACUGGCCUGCUUGAGCACUACAAGGAUCCCAACUCCUGCAUGUUCUUCGAGCCGCUGCUGUCCAACCCCAUCCACCGGACGCAGCCCUUCAGCUUGCAGCACAUCUGCCGCGCGGCCAUCAGCAGCUGCACCACGUACGACGGCAUCAACGCAUUGCCGCUUCCCAACGCGCUGAAGGAGCAUCUGAAGGAGUACCACUACAAGCAGCGCGUGCGCAUACGCAGACUGGACACGUGGUGGGAGUGACAGAGCGGGUGACGCUCGUCUGUCUCAGGUACGGAGGCGGGAAACAAGACCAGAAGUGCCACUACUCUGCGUUCCACGACAACUUCGCCGGUUCUUAUCGCUGCACUCUCAACUAUAGAGGACUGGUGUGAAGACGUGAGUGCCUUUCUGAUGCUACUAAUUUUUUGAGGUUUAAAAUGCUGUUAGCUUAUUGUCAUGAUGUUGGCAUGCCGUCACAGGGUUCACUGCAUCAGCACUGGAGUUAUUAACUGAUUAACACUGCACUGAAGCUGCAAGAGUUUGUUAUUUUAGAAUAUUUCUCCUUUUUAUCAAGACAAGUGUCCCUUUUGGGAGUUAAGGCACAUUCACACCAAGAAUGAUAACUAUAACGAUGACUAUAAACAAUGACUAUAAAGUUGACAACAACAAUAUAAGGAUGACUAUAACAUUAGCUGAGUUUCCAUCCAAACGUGAAGCGAAUCUUAUCAAAGUUCGCAAAAAAAGACAAAUGCGAAUUAGGUGAGUUUCCAUCAAGUUGUUCGAGCGGAUGACGGAGGUAUUGGUAACCUAGUACCCAACAGUGAAUGAAACACUGUGACCGAGCAUUCGUGAAGAGUUCAUCUAAACACUUAUGAAUAAGAAUACAAUAAACGAGAGCCGUCUGAACUCCUCUCGACUUUAUUAAGCAUCACACAGAUGUGAGAGUACAAGCCUGAAAAACCCGCGACACUCCAGUGCAAAAGUGUGCAUGACCCUUGCCUAUCCACGGCAAGCCCGAGGGGAAAAUGCAUUGCACACACAGAUAUACGACGAGCGCCAGUACAUCCAGAAUUAAUGCAUCAUAACAGAAUCAAACAUAACGUUUUCUGUUACAACACCAUCAGCGGAAACAGACGAUUACGAUUAGUCAUGUGGGUUUAAUGUUCGCUACGUCAGAAUUUAUUCGGCUAAUGCGUUUCCAUCUCCCUUUAUUUGCAUUAACUCUUUUUCGUCAAAAACCACCUCAAGCAAGCGUAAAACUUUUUCAUUUGAAAUUUGGCAUUUCCAUCACUUGUUUCUGAUGUGAUACUUCAAAAUGAGCAUAAAACAAUAUAAAGUUGACUGUAAUGAUGAAUAUAACGAUAUAAUGUUGACUAAUGAUAUAACAAUGACUAUAACGUUGACUGUAACAAUGACUAACGACAUAAUGACUAUAACGAUAAAUGACGAUGACUGUAAUGAUAUAACGUUGACUAAUGAUAUAACGAUGACUGUAACGUUGACUGUAACGAUGUCUAACGAUAUAACAAUGACUAUAAUAAUAUUAACGAUGACUAUAGCGAUAUAAUGUUGACUAAUGAUAUAAUGAUGACUAUGACAUUGUCUAACGAUAUAACGUUGACUAUAAUGAUAUAUAAAGUUGACUAACGAUAUAACAAUGACUAUAACGUUGACUGUAACAAUGUCUAACAAUAUAACGAUGACUAUAAUAAUGAUAUAAUGACUAUAACUAUAUAAUGUUGACUAACGACAUAGCGAUGAUUAUAACGUUGAUUGUAACAAUGACUAACGACAUAAUGACUAAAACGAUAAAUGACGUUGACUAAUGAUAUAACGAUGACUGUAACGUUGAUUGUAACGAUGUCUAACGAUAUAACAAUGACUAUAACGAUAUAACGAUGACUAACGAUAUAACGAAUAUAACGAUAUAGCGUUGACUAUAAAGAUGACUAUAAUGACAUAAAUGACUAUAACAAUAUAAGGUUGACCAUAACGACAUAAUGUUGACUAAUGAUCUAAUGAUGACUAUAACAUUUCCUAACGAUAUAACAAUUACUAUAAUGAUAUAACAUUGACUUUAACGAUAUAAUGUUGACUGUAACGAUGACUAUAACAAUGCAACUCAAUAUAACGUUGACUAUAACAAUAAUAAAAACAAUGACUAUAACGUUGACAAUAACAAUAUAAUAGUAACUAAAACCUUGACUGUAACAUUACUAUAAUGUUAACUACAAGCAUAACUAUAGUGAUAACUAUAUUAGCAUCCACACCAGUGAUCGUCAGUGUUCUGUUUAUUAUAAUAACGCUGCAGUUUUGUCAUCUGCCACUUCAAAUGCUUUAAAUUCGGAUGGAUUCUGAUUGGCUGUCAAUGUUUUUAUCGUUCAUCAGCUGGAAAUAAAUCGCUCUGAAAGUGAUUCCUUCGAUAUUGUUCCUCCGUUAUAGUUGUGGUGUGAAUUUUGAAAUUCUCUUAGAUUUGGAGCGAUUAUUAAAACUUUAUAGUUAUUAUCGCUAUAGUUAUCGUUCUUCAAUGCACAAGGUUUGUUUGUUUCCGUGGUGAGUGAGACUAUACUGCAGUGUGUGGUAUUUGAAAAACAUUUCAGUUUUAGGGAGGCAUAUUGAACUGUUUCUUGCCUUCGUAACAUCAGUACUUUUGUAGAGUCACUCAUCCAGACAAAUUCAAGCGGGCCAGAAGAACCCGGUCUCGCAGCACACAGGUAGUUCAAGCCACUGCAUGCUAAAGCCAACAGUGCACUGGAGUAAAGUUACACUGGAAAACUGGUGCUAAUAUUCAUCUGGAUUGGCUUCUAAUGCUGUACUAGAUCAGAUUGAAUGGAGUAUAAUACAGGUAACGGACCAUCUCAGUAUAAUCUCUGUGUCUCCAAUGUACUCUCGCUUGCAUGUUUGACUCAACAAAUGCUCAUUUAUUCACAGCACACUUAUCAAAGACGGAUAGGCAUUUGCAAUGUGAUGUUUUAUCCGAGAACGGAUAACUGUACCAAUUCUUGAGCUUGUAGACUAGUAGAAUAGACCAAAUCCACAGUUCUGCUUCUCUUAGAUUACAGGCUCAUUCUUAGCACACUGUUUUCACUCUCAUUGGCUCUCAGUGCUGUCAUCAUAUUUCAUUUAGUGUUGAGUAUUCAGAUAUGAGUCUGCACACAUGAUGUUAAAGGAGAAGAGCAUCUCUAGUGUUUUAUUUGAUUUGGGAAAUGACAUCAUUCUUUUCAAUUUUCCAUCUGGACGCUAUUCAUUCAUUCCACUCCAUUGCUUCUUGUUUUUAAUGUUCAUUCACAGUCGAUACAUAUGAAUGUAAAUCACCCAAGGCAUGUUUUAGUGGUUUAUUUUAUAUGUUAGAACUUAUUAUAGAGACCAUUGUCUACCAUGUUUUAUAACCUCAAACAUUCUUAACUGUGUGUCUAUUAAAAACUCUUCUAAAACUCAAUUAAAUUGGUCAAAUGAUGUUCAAUGCUGUUAGAAAAGAGAACAUUGAGUUUUAAAUCAAAGGGGCCAACUUCAUUUAUCUGGAUACAAUAAACGACAAAAUCAAACAGCAUCUUUUUGCAUCCCUGUGCUGCAGUGUUAUUGAGAUCUCACUAGAAGGUGAUUGAAUAACAUUAAACAUCCAUUUAAUUUAUAAUGUUAAUGAGCUGUUUCUGUAGGGAUUUUUUUUUUUUACAUGUAGAUGUGUCUUGCUGGUCAAGUCUGGAUUGAAGUAAAAACAGUCAGUGUGUUUUGCUUUUUGUCGACAGUUUACCGUGAUUUCCAGAGGACCAUCAUGAAUGUCACAAACUUUUGUUCUUAAAGCAGCUUGCCUUUCUCUCUCUCUCUCUCUCUCUUUUUUUUUUUUACACUGAUAUUUAUUUAUUUUCUAUUUAAGGCUUGCCUAAUAUGCUUAACAUUUUUCACAUGUAUUUCUGCUAUAUUAAAGCCAUGUGUGAAUAUGUGUGAAUAAUUUUAUUGGUGUGUAUGGUGUAACAAAAGCACAUAUUAAUAAACUAUGUUGUAUCUUU
Molecule: messenger RNA, 5591 nt
Organism: Ctenopharyngodon idella (grass carp)
Lineage: Eukaryota; Metazoa; Chordata; Actinopteri; Cypriniformes; Xenocyprididae
Gene: socs9
Product: suppressor of cytokine signaling 9
Exons: 2
Coding region: 361-1845 (494 amino acids)
Biological process (GO): phosphatidylinositol phosphate biosynthetic process; intracellular signal transduction
Cellular component (GO): phosphatidylinositol 3-kinase complex
Molecular function (GO): 1-phosphatidylinositol-3-kinase regulator activity
Source: RefSeq, a predicted model, not a curated record